CCGCGCUUUCGAUCGCUCCUACAGUAUUUGAAUCGAAAGGACUUCUUGGUCGAGAGGAACGUGAGCGCACGCGCGGCGGCAGCAGCGUCGUCCGGCCACUCGACGAGUUUUUCGGGGUCGCGAUGACUUCCGUCCCCCGCGAAAACGUUUCUGGUGGACGGUGAAGAUGACGACAUGGAGAUAACGCGGAACAGGCCGUCCAUGUACGGGGACAUCGCUCACGGUCUGGGAUUCUGGACGGAGCGCUCGGAGGUGCACCAGGCGGCGGCGCAAGGGCGGGCGGCGCGCCUGCGGCAGCUGAUUAGCGACGGGGCGGCCGUCAACGCCGCGGCCGCCGACUCCAUGGCGCCUUUGCACGAGGCCUGCAUCCGGGGACAGGCGCGCUGCGUGGCGCUGCUGCUGGCCGCCGGCGCGCAGGUGGACGCCCGCAACAUCGACGGCAGCACGCCGCUGUGCGACGCCUGCGCGGCCGGCAGCCCCGACUGCGUCCGGCUGCUGCUGGAAUACGGCGCCGCCGUCAACCCGCCGCUCUUCACCUUCUCGCCGCUCCACGAGGCCUGCCUGCGAGGCAAUUUGGAUUGCGCGACGCUUCUGAUCCAGCGCGGCGCGUCCACGGAGGCGCACGACUGCCACUACGGAACGCCGCUGCACGUCGCCUGCGCCAGCAAACACUACCACUGCGCGAAGCUGCUCCUCAAUGCCGGCGCGAACGUCAACGCGGCCUCUCUCCACGAGACGGCGCUGCAUCGCGCCGCCAAGACGCGGCAGGUGGACCUGAUCGAGCUCCUGGUGGAGUUCGGCGCGGACCUGCACGCCCGCGACAACGCCGACAAGAAGGCCAUCCAAUACGCGCCGCUCGGCUCGCCGGCGCAUCUGUGCUUUCGCUUCUACGAAGACACGCCCCUGAGCCUCCAGCAGAUGACGCGGGUGGCCCUGAGGAGGAUCCUGGGUGCCAAUGCGCUCCACGUUUUCUCCCAGCUGGAUUUGCCCAGUCGCAUGGUUGCGUUUCUGUCGUACGCGCCGCCGCCUCCCGUCUUCGACGUCUGACCAGCGUUUUUUGAUGGCUCGCGUCGGCUCUGCGUGAUCAGUCGUCGUUUCUUUUCCAUUGACUGGCAAAGUCCGCUUCGUAGUUUUCACUCUUCUUCUUUUAAAUGUACGGUGUGUGUGCCGCCAUCUCGUGGCCAUCGGUGGAAUGGAACCCAACAUAAAGGAGACAAACAAAACUGUGACAGAGGAGAUUAGUGCGUAUGUGUGUGUGCGCACGCAAAUAUAUCGACUGUAAAUAUGUCCAUUUGUUUCAACUUUGUGAUUUGCGGCUAAAUAAAGUUAGUUGCCCGAUUGUUGUGGA
Molecule: messenger RNA, 1348 nt
Organism: Hippocampus zosterae (dwarf seahorse)
Lineage: Eukaryota; Metazoa; Chordata; Actinopteri; Syngnathiformes; Syngnathidae
Product: ankyrin repeat and SOCS box protein 13-like
Exons: 6
Coding region: 175-1047 (290 amino acids)
Biological process (GO): protein ubiquitination; positive regulation of protein catabolic process; intracellular signal transduction
Molecular function (GO): protein binding
Source: RefSeq, a predicted model, not a curated record